Messenger RNA from Fraxinus pennsylvanica, 666 nucleotides. The record is from the annotation of a GenBank genome assembly. Lineage: Eukaryota; Viridiplantae; Streptophyta; Magnoliopsida; Lamiales; Oleaceae.
AUGAGUUUCUUCAAAUUCAUUGUUGCAAUUUUAUUGCCUCUUUUCUUCAUCCACAGUCACGGGAUAAUCAUCACCGUUCGAAACAACUGUCCCUACACUAUCUGGCCCGCUGCCGUGCCCGGUGGAGGUCGCCGCCUCGACAGCGGCCAGACAUGGACGCUCGGCUACCCUACAGAGAAGUUAGUCAAAAUAUGGGCUCGUACUAAUUGCACGUUUGAUUCAUCGGGUAGGGGUAAUUGCCUCACCGGAGACUGCCGCGGCUUGCUUGGAUGCAAAGAGUUGGGUGCACCUCCGGCGACUUUUGCCGAAUACGGGCUGAACAGUUGGGCCAAUAAGGACUAUUACGAUAUCUCUGUGAUGAAAGGGUUUAACGUGCCGAUCUCAAUGACUCCUACGUCAAAUGGAUGCAACAAAAGCGUAGGAUGUACGAGAGAUAUUACUGCGCAGUGCCCGAAUGAACUGAAAACGCCCGGCGGAUGCCAUAAUCCUUGCACUGUUUUUAAGACGAAUGAGUACUGUUGCGGCGUCGGGCGGUGCCAGCCGACGAAUUUCUCGAGGUUCUUCAAGAUUCGGUGCAGGGACGCCUUCACGUAUCCCCAGGAUGAUCCCACCAGUAUUUCCACUUGCCCCGCGGGAACCAGUUACAGUGUUGUGUUCUGUCCUUGA